UUGUGAGUUGUUUGAAAUCCGGAUGAUUCUAGUUCUGUACUAUUUAAUAUUAUGAAAAAAGAAUUUGAUAGAAAGAUCUAACUUGUCAUUUGAUUCAGUCACACUCUUUACUUUCGCAAACUACCACUCUUUGUUUCAGAUUUGGUCCUAGCGUUGAACGAUCUGAGGAAGUUGACGGUUUCUCGCCGAUCUGUUUGUUUAUUGCUCGAUCUAUGUUCAGUUUUGACUUAAAUCAACGCGAAUCUGAUAUGAUAUUGGAGAUCUGAAACGCGGUUAUCGUUUUCACUUGUUUCGUUCUUUCAUUUGUGUCGUUAGUUUGUAGAUCUAGGAUAUUUCUGCUCUUGAGUAGAUUGUGAGCAUGAUGGAGACGUUGUUUGUUGUUGCUCAACAUAGUAGAAGCAUCAAAAGUCAUAGUCCUUCUAGAUAUGGCUCUUUUGAUUCUCCUCCUUCGAAAGGUUUUAGAGAUAUUAAUUGUCGAUCAUUUCAAUCAGGACAUGGUAUACUUCCUACCCCUCAGAAUUCCUAUUCAUCGGUUCCUUCGCCAAAGGAUUUGAAAACCUCUAAAUGUAGUAAUCCAAUGGAUAUUCCUGUUAAGAGUGGACGAGUUGGUUCUCCUAAAGAAGAUAGGUUUGAUAGAUUUUCUUACUCUGAACUCUGGGCAGGGCCAGCAUAUUCAAAUUCACCCCCUCCCAGUUCAUUGCCAAUGCCUAAGUUUUUCACAAUUCAUCAUCCUAAACGUACUGUGUCACUUGAAUUGCCUCUUUCUCCAUCCUCUGAAAUUGACUUUGACCCUAUAUCUGAGAAGGCCAAGUCUGCACCUUCUUCACCCACCAGAGCAUAUCAUGACAGUUCAGUUAAUGAUUUGUUUGAUGUUGCUGAUACCGCGACAAAGACCUUGCGUCGCAUUCUCAAUCUCGAUAUAUCAGAUGAAUGAAGUAAUCGAGGGUGGGUGGACCUUCACUCUUGUAAAUAUAAGUUGUAUAUAGAAUGAAUAAGUUAAUCUCCUUCAGAAGUUCCUUUUAAGUAGUCUUUAGAUAAAUCAAGAGGAGGUGGAUAGUAUACUGAUCACGAGUUUCAUGGAUUUAUGAAUUUGGGUUUGGACUGUUGGAGAUGUUGCAAGAUAACCUUCAUUAUUGAUUUUGAUGCAGAAGGCUGCUAUUAUAAUUAUUGACAUCAUCAAUAGACAGACAUUAGGGUUCAUCUCUUUUACACUUUAGCCAUCUCUGGUCUUUCCUCCCUACUUCAACAGUUUCUUUCUUUCUUUCUAAUCUUAUCCUUCUAAUGGGGAAGAGUUGUGUAUUCCAAUUAUCCUACUUUUUCUACCUUUUAUCGGAGAAAGUGGGAAGAGGAAUUAAAUAGUUCUACAUCUGCUGUUGUUUCAUUUAUAUGAUUAUCGUACCCUUUUGCUUCUUCUAAUCUUAGUGAGUUUUCUUCGCCUCUAGCUUUAAUAGUUAAUUCCCUUCUAUCAUGAUCCUUUUGAAACUGCUUGCUGAUCAGAGCCAAUUCCUCCUUUAACUACAGCUCAUCAGAACUGAAUCUGCCAUAAGAUGACUAUGUUGUUUCUUUGUAGUAUUAUUAUUAUUUCCUAUUUCAGUGCUUUUAUUAUAUCUAAUGUGUUGAACUGGUGUAUUUAUCUAUCUUUGUAUUGAUACUUUAUAUUAUGCUUUUAUCUAUCAGUGUUAAGACUUUAUAAUGCUAUUUAAGUUUGUUGUCA
Messenger RNA from Impatiens glandulifera, 1714 nucleotides. RefSeq lists its product as uncharacterized. The record is from RefSeq and is a predicted model, not a curated record. NCBI's taxonomy places the organism in Eukaryota, Viridiplantae, Streptophyta, Magnoliopsida, Ericales, Balsaminaceae. Bases 359 to 934 code for a protein of 191 amino acids. The transcript has 3 exons.